AGGAAGGCGAAGUACUCUGAGAACAAACUGAAGACUCUGAAGGCGAGGAACGAGUAUCUUCUGACUCUCGAGGCCACCAACGCCUCCGUCUUCAAAUACUACAUCCACGACCUGCCAGACAUCAUCGACUGCUGUGACCUAGGGUACCACUCCAGUCUGAGCCGGGCCCUGAGGACCUACCUGUCUGCAGAGCUGAGCCUGGAGGCCUCGAGGCGGGCGGGCCUGGAGGUUCUGGAGGGGGCAGUGGAGGGUCUGGAUCCAGCCCGGGACCGGCAGCGUCUGCUGGGCCUCUACCCCACCGCCUUCUGCCCCCCCGCACGCUUCAGCUUCCAGUCACACAUGGGAGACGCA
Notothenia coriiceps (black rockcod) is the source of this 351-nucleotide messenger RNA. RefSeq names its product SLIT-ROBO Rho GTPase-activating protein 2B-like. NCBI's taxonomy places the organism in Eukaryota, Metazoa, Chordata, Actinopteri, Perciformes, Nototheniidae. The transcript is spliced from 2 exons. The annotation marks the transcript as partial. The record is from RefSeq and is a predicted model, not a curated record.